AUGGAUUGCUCAACAUCAACCGAAAUUUGUCUGCCAGACCUGAGCCUUCAAAAAUGUCAAAUAUGUUCCCAGCCAGCACAUGGCCAGCAUUUCGGUGCGUUUACUUGUCGGGCUUGCGCUGCAUUUUUCCGGAGAUGUCAUUUCUCGAAAGAAGCUAAACCAAAAUGUCGGAAUAUGAAGUUUAAGUGUAAACCAGAUGAAAAUGGAAGAUGGAGUUGCAAAAAGUGUCGAUUAGAUAGAUGUUUGGGACAAGGGAUGUCUACUAAAAACAUCCAGUAUGAUCGAGAUUCCUUCAGGUCAUCAAAAACUUUUUUGAAGAAACGUCUAUUAUCUUCUUAUUUGACGGAAAGAGUGCCAGCGACUGUUGAAAAAAUCCUUGGCUCACCUCAUUAUAUAUGCUUCAAACUGAAAAGUUUGCCAACCAAUCACAAGUUUGUCUAUAUAGAUAUGACUGAGUUUGCUGAAAGGUUGAGUGAAUUUUUGGUAGAAAAACCGUCAUUUUCUUUUGACCAUCCGCCAAAAAUAGUGCAUAAUGAGAAUGUUGAACUCAAACUAAAAAAGUUGAGCAACUUGGAGCAACUCGCAUUUGGACUGGAUGACUAUCGAUCUUCACAGCAGACUUUUUUGAAUGAAGCCACUCUAAUAACCAAAGAAAUCGCUGUCAGUGGAUGGGAGAAUAUUAUCUUAACUGUUGCGAACUGGCUGAACUAUUCAGAAAUUAUCAGAAAUCUCCCGGUUUAUUUAAAGCAAGAAUUACUGCAAACCACGUGGCUGAUUUGGGGAAAGUUGGAAAGAAUCGCAAUGACAGCUCAGAUGAGAGUGAAUAGGCAGUGUGGGAAGGAUCAAUUUGUGGUUUCUCACGAACAUCUAAUCGACUUUUCUCGAACCAAGGCGGAUAUGAGUUGGUGGAGUCAUUAUACUUACGAAGAACUUGAAUAUCUAUUCAACCCGAAAGAUCUGCACUAUGAUGAAUUGGUGUGGGAGAUUAUCGAGAUUCGACCGGAUUCUGUUGAACUUACGUACCUGUUGUGUAGUCUGUCGUUUGUAAACUCAAUUUCCGGAGAGCUCCGGGAUGUAGUGGAGGAACUGCAGGACACCUUGGCCAAUGAUUUACACAACUAUUAUACUAAACGGAAUAAAACAUCGUAUACACUAAGGCUACGUCAGUUAAUGAAGAUUUAUGAGAAAUUUGUUAAGUUGAGAAAUAUUCGAUCGGAAAAAUACCACAUCUGCUCGAUUCUUGAUGUUUUCAAACUUUAUAUUUCAAAUGAGGAGUUUUUCAAAGUAGCAUGCUAA
Molecule: messenger RNA, 1296 nt
Organism: Caenorhabditis remanei
Lineage: Eukaryota; Metazoa; Nematoda; Chromadorea; Rhabditida; Rhabditidae
Exons: 8
Coding region: 1-1296 (431 amino acids)
Biological process (GO): regulation of DNA-templated transcription
Molecular function (GO): zinc ion binding; DNA-binding transcription factor activity; sequence-specific DNA binding
Source: RefSeq, a predicted model, not a curated record